Rhincodon typus (whale shark) is the source of this 1641-nucleotide messenger RNA. Its product is annotated as Ras homolog, mTORC1 binding. Bases 70 to 309 code for a protein of 79 amino acids. The record is from RefSeq and is a predicted model, not a curated record. The transcript has 4 exons. Gene Ontology annotation, biological process: small GTPase-mediated signal transduction. NCBI's taxonomy places the organism in Eukaryota, Metazoa, Chordata, Chondrichthyes, Orectolobiformes, Rhincodontidae. Gene Ontology annotation, cellular component: plasma membrane. Gene Ontology annotation, molecular function: GTPase activity; GDP binding; GTP binding.
CAAAAAUAAUUAUUUUAAUUUUUUUUCAGUUUUGAGGUGAUCAAGGUUAUUCAUGAAAAGUUGUUGGAUAUGGUGGGGCAAGUGCAAGUCCCCAUUAUGUUGGUUGGAAAUAAAAAAGAUCUGCAUAUGGAAAGGGUGAUCAGUUAUGAAGAAGGGAAGAGUUUAGCUGAUUCUUGGAGUGCUGCUUUCAUGGAAUCGUCUGCCAAAGAGAAUCAGACUGCAGUCGAAGUCUUUAAGCGAAUAAUUAUGGAGGCUGAAAGGGCGGAUGGAGGCUGUCAGCAAGCAAAAUCUUCAUGCUCUGUAAUGUGAGCCCUGAAGAUGCUGAUGAAACUGCUCCACUUGAAGAGGCAUACUGCCACUUUCCCUUUAAAUAAAAAUGAUGCCUUUUUACCAGUUCUACAGAUGGUCAGAGACUUCCUUUUACUUUCCUCACUUAUGUUGAACUCUGACCUUUUUGCAAACAGCUUCACUUCGGCAUAAAAAAAACUUAAAAGCAAUUCAUAUUUUUCAAAUUGUAUAUUGUAUUUCUUGACACAGGCAAUGACUAAUCAUUUGCCAACAUUUCAUUCUUCAUGUAGCGUGAAUGUCAGUUGAAAGUAGUUGAUUGUAAACUUCAAACUGAAAAAUGCAUAUUGUUACACUACUAUUUACACAAACAGGCUUAGAUAUAUCAGUGUUUUUCUUCAUGUAUGUACAUUGUAAAUAAACAUUAGCAGCAAACAGAUUUGUUUUUAAUACUUGCUGGUAGAAAAAUACUGUAUUAAGUCUAUUGUUUUUAGUAGACUCACUGUACAAAGGUAUUUUAAAUCAAUCGAGACGGGUUGUAUUUAAGAUGAUGCUUACACCUCGUUCUUGCUCUGAGCAUGGAGCUUGCAGGAAUCCCGAAGUUGACUGACAUCUGCUUUUUUUUUUGUUUCUAAUACUUUUUAAGUUGAAACCAGUGAAGACAACAUUUCAUUAAUUGAAAGUCAUAAGCUUGCUGUGUGUAGAUUUCUAUUGUGUAUUUAAAUGGGUUUUCAGCAGGCUAAAGGUUUAAACUUGAGGUAUCUAAAAAUGCAAUGCAACAAAACAAAUUUUUAUAUGUAUUUAUGAAAUUGUUAUCAUUCACUCGUUUAGAAACAUAAAAUUGAUUAAUGUAGCUAUUGACAAUCUGCAGUAGUACAACUGCUUUAUAAUAUCUACUUUUUAAGCAGACCAUCCUUCAAUAAUUAUUUGUGUAGGUGAUACUAAUGCAUAAAUAUUCACAUGGACUGCCUUUAAAAUUUUCACUGGGUAACAUUUGUCAGUGUUCACAGGAAAAUGCAUUUCAUGAUUUCCCCCAUUAAUUUGCAAAAACUGCUGAGGAUUUCUAAUGUCCUAUUCUAUCAUCGUUUGUUGUAAUUCCUACAUACAGGGUAUUUGCCAACUAAUAAAAAGUGGGAUUUAGUAUAUGGAUAGAUGUAAUGAAAUUUUGUUUGCCUGAAGUAAUGCAAAAUAUUAAUUUUUUUUAAGUUAAAGUAAGAUGAGGAAGGCUUAGCUUGUCUCUCGACUAUAAAUUUGUUGUGAUGCCUUUUGGUCUAUAACCCUGGGCAAUGCUAUUUACAACACAAUGAAAAUAUUACUGUGAUCGGUCAAAAAUGCAAUAAAAAUAUUUUAAUCUCA